CAUGCAAAAGAUCUCAAAGUAAGCUUCUUUUUUAUGAUCAAUAACGAAAAGAAUAUCAACAAGGAGUAUGAAACUUUCAGAAAUCUCUGUCUCAAUCUCCAUCAGUACGAUCACUUACACAUCGCUUCACCUCCUCAGCAAAAACGCCGUGCGGCCGUCGCUGCUAUUCUACGCUGGCACCGAGGCAGUACUGAUAUUUAUAUAGAUAAUGAAAAGAGGAUAGAUACUCUGGAAGAGUUUUUUGAGCAACCCUGGGUUAAAGAGGAUGUGGCUGGACAAGCAGAGAUUUUAUUUAUGCAAAGAACAGCACGUGUUGGAGACAGAUGGUCUGGUCAUGUCUCGUUUGUAGGUGGUAAAAAUGAACCGACAGAUACAAAUGAUGAAGACACAGUAAAAAGGGAGGUUUUAGAAGAGAUCGAUAUUGAUUUGAACAAUAAGGAACAGUAUUUAAAAGUGGGUCUGUUGGAUGAAAGAGAAAUCAGUAGUAUCCGAGAUAACAAGCUGUUAAUGAUCUUGAUACCUUUCGUCUAUCUACAGAUUGCACCCACUUCACCGCCUUUUCAACUUCAACCAUCUGAAGUUGCUGCUGUAGAGUGUAUAGGGUCCCAUUAUCGUUCUUUCUGUCACCUAAUGGUUAUCAGAACAAGUCCAUCACAGAGCCACUUAGAGCUAUCAACUUGAAAGGUUAUUCAUGGGCAAAGAAAUUCUCCCAUCUAAUGUUUGGAUCAGUAAAAUUUCCCGGAGUCGAUCUGCCACGGCAAUACUAUAAUAGCAGCAAAAAUAAUGGUGCCAGCACUAUUGAAAACAGUUCAUCGUUACGUAAACUUCGUCUGUGGGGAUUAACGAUGGGCAUGACCAGUGAUCUAGUUGAAUUUACAGGCUUACGGUCGUUGGAGUUUGUCAAACUGACAAAAAGUAAACCUCUCUAUUCAAGACC
Mycotypha africana is the source of this 937-nucleotide messenger RNA. RefSeq lists its product as uncharacterized. Gene Ontology annotation, molecular function: coenzyme A diphosphatase activity. Bases 34 to 681 code for a protein of 215 amino acids. NCBI's taxonomy places the organism in Eukaryota, Fungi, Mucoromycota, Mucoromycetes, Mucorales, Mycotyphaceae. The record is from RefSeq and is a predicted model, not a curated record. The transcript has 5 exons.